Messenger RNA from Apis florea (little honeybee), 2271 nucleotides. RefSeq names its product zinc finger CCCH-type containing protein regnase 1 (gene Regnase-1). Gene Ontology annotation, molecular function: mRNA binding; RNA endonuclease activity; metal ion binding. Gene Ontology annotation, cellular component: nucleus; cytoplasmic ribonucleoprotein granule. The record is from RefSeq and is a predicted model, not a curated record. Lineage: Eukaryota; Metazoa; Arthropoda; Insecta; Hymenoptera; Apidae.
UACCGUUCCAGGAUCUAACGGAAUAUCCCGGAAGCGUGUUUUAGACUUUCUUAUUUCUUUUUAUUUAAAAUUCUUUCUAUAGAAUAUUAUAAAUUACUAUUACCGUUAUUAAAAGAAUUAAGUUCAAAUCGACACUUUUUAAUCAAAGCCUGGAAUGUAUUUGUGAAAGUUACUUAUUCUUUCCAUCUUUCUUCCUUUCGUGCUUUACGUUGUGUGCGCGCGCGCAGUCGUGUGUAUGAUUUGUGUACAUAAUAGUGUUUGUACGGAUUCGAGAAGGUCUUUGGACGCGAAAGGAUACGAUCGAUUACGAUUCGUAGAAGGAGAUAUGACCGUCGCCGGAAAGAAAUACGUAGAUUGUAUUGUUCUCGAAACUGAAAGUAUUGCUGACGCUGAAGACUCUUCUUACGACAGCGACUACGAAGCUGAAGAUCCAAUUGGAUCUACAGAUAUUCAUUCACAAGAAUUGCAGGUAUCUACUUCGAAUCAUUCAGAUGUGUCCAGGACCGCCUCGGAUACAUUGGCUGCUGAAUUUGCAGAAUAUGUUACAAUACAAGGAAGUCCACCUACUCAAAGUCCAGGAUACACAGCUAGAGUAGAAUUCGCCUUAAAACUUGGUUACACAGAACGUUUAGUUCAAACUGCACUGGAAAAAUUAGGUCCAGAUCCAGAACAAAAUGAACUAUUAGCUGAAUUGAUAAAAUUGGGUGCUAGCUGUUCUCAAAAAUCAGUUGAUACUCCAGAAGAAUCUGAUAGUGUUGUAGAUUCUGAUUUAACAACUACUGAAAAUAGUGGAUGUAGUCUCAGAUCUGUUGUAAUCGAUGGAAGUAAUGUGGCAAUGAGUCAUGGAAACAAAGAAAUAUUUUCAUGUAGAGGAAUCAAGAUUUGUGUAGAUUGGUUUAAAUCAAGAGGACAUAAAGAAAUCACUGUAUUUGUGCCUAAAUGGAGAAAGGAAACUUCUAGGAUUGAUAAUCCAAUCGCAGAUCAAGAAAUUUUAGGAGAAUUAGAAAGGGAUCGUUUAUUAGUUUUUACUCCAUCUAGAUUAGUUGGUGGCAAAAGAAUGGUUUGUUAUGAUGAUCGCUAUAUUUUGAAACUUGCAGCAGAAAUUGACGGCAUUGUUGUUAGCAAUGAUAAUUAUAGAGAUUUAGCACAGGAAAAUCCAGAGUUUCGAAAAGUUGUAGAAGAAAGAAUUUUAAUGUAUACUUUUGUAAAUGAUCGUUUUAUGCCACCAGAUGAUCCAUUGGGUAGAAGUGGUCCAACUUUAGAUAAUUUUUUGAGAAUUUUUCCUAAAAAGUCUGAUCCAGCACCACCUUGUCCAUAUGCAAAAAAAUGUACGUAUGGUAAUAAAUGUAAAUUUCGCCAUCCAGAAAGAGGUCCUCAUCCUCAAAAAUCAGUCACAGAAAAACUAGUAGAACAUGUACAAAAACAACUUCAAGUAAGAGAUUCAAAUUUAAAUGUUUUUUUAUCAAGUAAUACAUUAAUAAAUGUAUUUCAGCAUCAACCACUUUGUAAAACCAAAUCUACAGUAACUGCUAGUACUCAAUCAUUAUCUUCAGUUAUAAAAAGUAAAUCCGCAGAAAAUGUCACACUUGAUCAACCAAUAAAUUCUUCAAUGCAAGGAUCACAAGUAUCUUCUACUAUGAGUUCUCAAGCUUAUCAUUCUUCUGGUUGGUCAGUAGGAAGAUUGAAUAAGUUAGAAGGAGAAUCGCAAAAUAAACAUAAAAAGCUACAAAGACAAUUGACUUUGAAUCCCGUUUUCGAUCCUCGACUUCAUCAACUGAGGCAAUAUCAACAAGCAUCUCAAACAAAUUCAUUAUCACAGCAAACUAAAAUAACAUCUACAGUACAGCAUAGAGCUUUAACUAGACAUUCUAGUAAUGAAUCAGCAUAUAGGGUUGGUUUGAAUUGGGAACAUUCUGAAGGACAAUGUCAUCAGCAUGUAACACGUAUUGCUUCAGCACCCGAUUCUUAUCAAGCUUGGUUAUCAAUAUCAAGUAUGUCUUUACCAUCUGGAUCAAAUCAACGAUUAGGUGCUUCAGAUCCACAAUUAAAUAUCGUUACAUCUCCUUUAUAUUCGGCUAUGCCAUCAGAUGUAUUAAGAGAAUUCCUUGAUACCAGAACAAAAAUACAUUAUCAUUUAGCAAAUAUUUUCCCUGAAGAACAUGUGAGAACUGCUAUGCUAAUUCAUCCAUUUGAAACAGAUCCAAUAGAAAUCUGUGUUGCUAUUUUGAAAAUGUAUCCACAGUAAAAAAUAAGGAUCAUUUUAUUUGUUUA